Molecule: messenger RNA, 1413 nt
Organism: Rhea pennata
Lineage: Eukaryota; Metazoa; Chordata; Aves; Rheiformes; Rheidae
Gene: PDILT
Product: protein disulfide isomerase like, testis expressed
Exons: 10
Biological process (GO): protein folding
Cellular component (GO): endoplasmic reticulum
Source: RefSeq, a predicted model, not a curated record
AUGUCUCAAGGUGCAUUGCAACCCAAGGCUUUUGAGAGUGGUUUCCCAGCAGUAAACAGCAUAAGUCCAAAUGAGACGAAGACAAAAAAAGCUAAACUCCCCAAAAUCAAAAAGGAGAACAAUGUCCUCUUGCUGAAAAAGAACAACUUUGAUCGAGCAUUGAAGGAAACGAAGUACCUGCUAGUGGAGUUCUAUGUUUCCUUAUCUCAGCUAUCUCAGAACCUGUCCGAAGAAUUUGCUGAGGCUGCCCGACAGCUUAAAAAAGAAGCUCCAAGAAUCCAAUUUGGCAAAAUUGAUGUCACAGACCAACAUGAUUUGAGAAAAGAAUUUAAUAUCCAGCAGUUUCCUUCUGUGAAGUUUUUUGUAGAUGGCAGCAGGAAAGAUCCCAUUGACUGCAAAGGAGUCAGAGAGGCUUCUGCAUUUAUUACAUGGGUGAAAAGAAGAACAGGACCUAGCUCUGUGUUAAUCAACUCUACUGCUCAGGCUGAAGCCAUGAUAAAUGCUGAAGAUCUGGCAGUGAUUGGUUUUUUUAAGGAACUUCGUGAUGACAGCGUGGACAUUUUCCACGAGACAGCAAGAGACGUGCCAGAGAUGCCUUUUGGGAUGACCAACAGCGAGGAAGUCUGUGCUAACUAUGGCAUCCGAAAGAGCGCUCUUGUUGUGUUCAAAAAGACAUCCGUGAAGAUCUUUGAUGUCCCUGUUGAAAGUCACAUCCUGCUGUUCACCCCAAAGAAUUCGCAGACGUUCAAUGCGACUUACGAAAGUUACAAGUCUGCUGCUGCGGAAUUUAGAGGAAAGAUAAUGUUUGUCUUUGUGGAUACUAACGAAACAAGGAAUGGAUGAGUUUUUGAGUAUUUUCGCAUCACUCAAGCUGAUGUUCAUGCAGUGAGAAUCCUAAAUUUGACGAGCGAUGCAAAGUACAAAAUGCCUGCAGAUGAGGUUACCGUGGAGAACCUAAGACAUUUUUGUCAGAGCUACCUAGAUGGAAAAGCAAAGCUACAUCUCUCUAGUGAGGAAAUUCCAGAAGACUGGGACAAGAUGCCUGUCAAAGUGCUUGUCGGGAAAAAUUUCAACAGAAUUGUCUUCAAUGAGACCAUGACUGUGUUUGUAAUGUUUUAUGCCCCUUGGUCCUAUGACUGCACAAAACUCCUGCCAAUCUGGGAUAAAUUGGGAGAGGAAUAUCAAAGUCGCGAAGAUAUAAUCAUUGCUAAGAUAGAUGUCACAGCAAAUGACAUCCUGUCAAUUGUGCUGGAUCGCUAUCCAUUCUUCAGACUGUUUCCUUCAGGCCCUGAUUACCAGGUGGUGACUUAUGCUGGGGAACAUACCUUGAAGGCAUUUUCUGAAUUCUUAGAAGAACAAAGCAAGAUAAAAGCAGAAACAAGAGAGAAGGUAGGAGCUGGAUCCACAAACUGA